Molecule: messenger RNA, 2598 nt
Organism: Drosophila willistoni
Lineage: Eukaryota; Metazoa; Arthropoda; Insecta; Diptera; Drosophilidae
Product: PX domain-containing protein kinase-like protein
Exons: 8
Coding region: 264-2246 (660 amino acids)
Biological process (GO): protein targeting to lysosome; endosome to lysosome transport; protein phosphorylation
Cellular component (GO): late endosome; extrinsic component of endosome membrane; early endosome
Molecular function (GO): actin binding; ATP binding; phosphatidylinositol binding
Source: RefSeq, a predicted model, not a curated record
UAAUAUUUAAAAAAAGAACAAAAACCAAAAAUAUUUACAUAGUGCAAGACAAGAGAGUGGCAAAAAAGACAAAAAUACAAAUAAAUUAAAAAUUUUUAGUUUUAAAAUAUAUAUUGCAACUUCCUGCUUAAUCUCUCUCCGCCGGGAGCAGCAUAGAGUGCGUCAUCUAUAAGGAAAAUACUCGAAAUCGGAAAACUUUGUGGCUGAGAGGAUUGGUCUUGGGCGGAGGCGGAUAGGAUUAGAUAUGCAUUCAUUUGCAACAAAUGGCCAUAUUUGCGAGCCGAUAUGAACGAAAACUGCAAUUGGAUGAUACCGAGGAGAUAAGCUGUGAAAUAUCCACCGUUGAGGAAGUCGACGGUCAUACGGAGUACUUGCUGCGCGUACAGAGGGGGCCGAAUAAGGAGAAUUCCUGGAAUGUCCUGCGCCGUUACAAUGACUUCGAUAAACUGCAUAAAUGUCUACGUAUCUCUGGCAUCGAAUUGCCGCUGCCUGGCAAACGUUAUUUUGGUAAUAUGCGCCCGGAUUUCAUAGCUGAAAGGAAAGAAGCACUGCAAAUCUUUAUAAAUACCGUACUAAUGAAUCCCAUAUUGGCCUCAUCGCUGCCGGCCAAACGGUUUGUGGAUCCCGAGAGCUAUUCGCAAUCAUUUCAUGAUCAUGCUAUGCAAAAUGCCAUGCUCUGCCUGCGCAAUGACACAAUGUGGGCACUGGGACCCACUAUGGGUGCCAUAGGUUGGCGUCUACGUAAACAUUAUUUUAAGGUCACACCAAAGCCACCAGAGAAGAGCGGCAGCAGUAAAUUGCUUGUCAAGAGUGGCUCACAGACGCAUCAAAGCAAACAUUUCGCUUCAGGCUCUGGCAAUAGCAAUGGCAGUGGUAAUUCCAUGGAUGCUGGCAAUCUAGAUCCACAGGCUGAAAUGGUAGCCGAAUGGUUGGAAUAUGGACCCGAUAAAUUGGUUGAUGAAAAGGAAAUAAGUGGCAUACUAAAGAGUCUAAUGGGUCUGCAGCAUCCACACAUUGAACCCAUAGUCCUGGCCGCUCACACUGAAAGCGGUUGCCUGGUGAUCCGGCGAUUCCACAAGCAUGGUUCGUUAAAGGAUAUGCUCUGCAUGGUUACCACCCCGAAGAAUCCAUUUUUAAAUAAAUAUGGGAACCCUAAGGGACGCACUGCGCUCUCCAUGAAACAAGUGGCCACUUAUGGAAGACAGAUUUUGGACGCUUUGAUUUUCCUCCAUUCCAAGGGAUAUGCUUAUGGUCAUCUACAUGCCGGCAACGUUGUGAUAGUUGAUGACUGCGUGAAACUGUUGGAUAUAGAAAAUUAUGUGCUGGGUGUUCCAGCUUUCUAUAGGCCAUUCUUUAUGCAGCACAGUAAAAUUCAUGCCAUAGAGACAAUUGAUGUUUACUGCUUUGGCCACGUUCUGUUUGAAAUGGCCAUGGGUUAUCCCUUGCAAGAAUCGGUAGUCCGUCAAAUAAACGAAUGCCCCGAAGCGCUAAAAUGUCUGCUGGAGAGCAUUUUAUCGAAGGAAGCCUGUAAAGCUGGCCUGCCCACACUGGAGCAAUUGAGUGCACAUCGUUUCUUUAGCCAAUAUGCUACCCCAUCUGCAGUUGCUGCCGAGAGUCAGGGUGGUGAGAAGCCCCACUUUAAACUCUCACUCAACGCAAAAGAAUUACUGAAACAGGCAGCCAUCAAGAGCGAAACACGUUUGCGUGACGAACAGAAAUCGGUGAAGAAUCAAAAGCGUAUUGUGCGUGUCCAGGAGCUGAUGAGCUCAGAGGAGGAGAAACGAAAAUCCAAGCAAAAAGCAAAAUUAGAGCACAAACAGUCCAAGCUAAAGCAGCAAGGCUCACUCCAAACAAACAAUGGACGCUUGUCGCUAGUGGCUGCAUCCUCUACCUCUACAACUUCUUCCAGCACAGCAACAACAGCAACAGCCGCUGCUGUUGGGCUACUAAACACGGCAGACUCGUUCAAUCGCUCCGACAGCACACCAGAAGAGCCCACACUACUGGCCGGCCUAAAAUCUCCACCGCUUACUCCGGCACCGCACUUGUGUGGACAGCAGGGAGAUUUACCCACCGCUGGCAGUAGCAUGGCCAGUUCUGUGGGAAGGCAAUCAUCGACACCCAAUAUGCUAUCCGAUGACGGUGAUGCCGGUGGCGAAGAGGAUGAGCCCACACGUUCAGCUCUGCUCGAGUCGAUUUGCAAAUUCAAUCGCGGCUCGCUGCGUAAAGUGCGAUCCAAUGACUAGUCGAUGAAAUAUAUGCAGCGAACCUAUACAACUAAAAAAAAAAAAUAUAUAUAUAUAUGUAUACAUAUUUUUUGGACCAAAUUGGCGUUAUGAAAUAACGGUGCCAGAAGAAUACCAAAAUAUACAAAGAAACAAAAACACACAUUUUUAGAUGCAUAUUGGUAAAAACACACACACACAAACACACACUUGAAGAUCAAGAAUAGAAGUCGAAACAAAAAAGUAAAAAAACAAUCCAGCAUAAAACUAUCUAAAACAAAACGAAACCCACUGAAUAUGAAUAUUAUAUAUAUGAUUAUUAUAACAUAUUAUCAUUAUUGUGUGUGUCCAACCCACAAAUUUUAUGUCUACA